AUGGAAAGACACAGCAGCUGCCCUCUGGCCUUGCUGGUGUUGAAGUUCUCUUAUGUGACGACCACGGUAGGGCGAACAUCGCCCCUCAGUUGGACUCAUAUAGCAGGAGGCACAGAUCUCCUUGCGGUUUUUGACCGGGUCCGUGUGCAGGAGAACGCCUCGUCAUGGACGGCAGAGUCCAAGCUGACCCUGAAAGUCCUACGGGGUACAGACGUCUUGGAAGAUCUGGACCUUGGUGCUCUCGCCAGGGAGGCAGUAGCUAGUUCAUCGAGCCAGCAGCAAGUGCCAAACGCGAAAACACCUAUUGCGGUGAUUGUCAAGUCUCCAUGUCUUGCUAUCCGCUAUCCUACGCGUGUCAAUCAGAUACGCAGGUUUCAGCUGAAGUUCUCGUCAGAUGCAGAUUACUGCAGAGCAGUCUCUGUCUUGAGCGAAGCUGGCUGUCCUAUAACCGAAUCGACCGCCGCUCCAGCUCCACCUUCAGCUCCGUUUAAAACAAGGCUUGAUCCUCCUUCUUGGCCUCAGAGCGCGGUUACGCCGCCACCAGCUCCGACUGCAUCUCAAUUUGGCGAUCAUGGGAUACUAACACCAACUACGGCUCUGGAUGCCCGUCCGUCUACUGUCGGAUCAGCUUCCACUAUCGGCACGGCUCCCCCUUCGAGAAAUGCCCCAGUGACGGGAGGCAAUACGACUUCGCCGUGGUUAAACUCCCAUGUCUCCAAUGAGAGACCAGCAACGGCACCCACGUUCCCUGAUCCAGAGUCAAUCAGCCAGCUGCUUCCCCCAAAAAGAGAGCUGCCGUUUGCAAGGCCCCAAUGGUCCCGACAUGCUUUGCAAAAUCAAACACCGACUAGCGCUACAGAAGCUCUGAAGCCAAUGGUGCGGACGCAUAGCCAUCAGCAAUCAAACUCAGACCCCAGGAUCCAUACCCCAACACGUCUCUAUUCAGAUGGGCCGAGCUCUACUGCGCAUACGAAUUCCAUGGAAAAUAAGGCUAGAAAUGAACCAUUCACAGGCGACAGAGAGCAAUCGGCCGUAUUUUCGCCUGCAAGCCUAUCGCCUCAAAAGCGGCCCUCAGAAGGACCUACCUCGCUAACCAAAUUUGCGAGACCUUCCCUUGCAGAUAGUCAUAACAGCAACCCGCUUCAUACGCGCUCGAGCCCUGCCCUUAGAUUCGCCCCGAGUCAACCAGGACCCGAAACUCACUUUCCAUCACCAGGGCCAAUUGUAAAUACAAAUAACCAAAGCGUCGAUAUCCAAGUCAAUCGUCUCGCCACUGCCGGUACUAACCCCGUACCCACCCCGGAAGACUUAUCGUCAUACCUUUUAACGCCAACGCCAGAGCGCUCAGCCUUCAUAGAGACGUGGGUCUGGCAGCAAAAGCGAUCCAACAUAAUCGUGUAA
Molecule: messenger RNA, 1401 nt
Organism: Uncinocarpus reesii 1704
Lineage: Eukaryota; Fungi; Ascomycota; Eurotiomycetes; Onygenales; Onygenaceae
Exons: 6
Coding region: 1-1401 (466 amino acids)
Biological process (GO): reciprocal meiotic recombination
Source: RefSeq, a predicted model, not a curated record